GAGAUCUGACCUCUGCUCCUAUUCGGAGAUUAGGCGCUGAUCCCGACACUGAUCUCGGUUUCACAAUCCAAUUUGUAUACUUGCUCAGAAGAAAGGUUUCAAGAUUUGGACUUGCUAGAGCGAAUGAGAUCGUCCCUGUUCUGUCAAUAUAGCCCAGAGACGAGUCUGCUCCUCUUGAAACAGAAGAGGCGAAAGAGGAGACAUUUAGCAAGUGCUUAAAGCUGGUGAAGCUCUGGACUUAAAAGUCUAGAUUCAGCUUGGAAGGAAAACCCCAUCCCAGCACCUCCUGGUAUGUGUGGAAGCCAAUAGUCUCAAUUGUAUGAGCAGGACACCAAGUGGUGGGGGAACUCAGUGGGUCAGGCAACAUAUGUGGAGGUGGUGGGCAGCCGUGACCCUCCUUUAGGCUGUUUCUGUUUUAUUGCUGUCGUCCACAGCUGCUUUGUGGAUAUCCUCGCCCGGUACUGGACUAGCCCGAGAUGCGCUGGUCCCAUUGAAUGGAGAGAAGGGACCGUGUUGCCUGUUGAUGCGGGUUAUUGAUAUUAAUGCAGCGUUACUGACGUGCAGUGCUGAACGUGGGCCGGCAGCUUCCCACUGACGCUGUGUGCCCGAGAGAUGGAGCAGUUCCCGCGUUUGACGGCAGCCUGGAUCUGAACGCCCUCGGCCCCGCCGCGGAGAAGCGCUUCCUACGGCAGCGGCGGCCACAUAUGUGGCUGGAUUAAAUAACAACCUCCACCCCACCCCACCCCCCUCCCUCCGAUCUCCUCCUCCAUUCUCCAGGCCAGGAACACACACACACACACGGAUGGGAUUUGCAAAGGCGACGCCAGCUUGAAGCCGCAGCCGCGAGGAUGGCAGAGAGCCCGCAGGAGCCCGGGCUCAACACGGGGAACGAAGCGGAGAGCAGGGAACAAGGCGACAAGGCGGAGAGAGCCAACCUCAACCUGCUGGAGACGUGCGCCGUCUGCAAGGAGAAUUUCCAAAGUCGGGAUCCCAAACUGCUGCCAUGUUUGCACUCCUUCUGCAAGAAGUGUCUGCCCGAACCUCAGAGGCACUUAGUGCUGCAGGGCGCCGGCAGCCUGGCCGACUCCUCACUCCUACAGCAACAGAUUGGCGUGAUCCGAUGCCCGGUCUGUCAUCAGGAAUGCCGACAGCCAGAUAUUAUAGACAAUUACUUUGUAAAGGACACGGCAGAAGUGCCGAGUAGCACAGAUGAGAACUUCAACCAGGUCUGCACGAGCUGUGAAGACAAUGCCGAGGCCAAUGGCUUCUGUGUCGAGUGCCUCGAGUGGCUUUGCAAAACCUGCAUCGAGGCUCACCAGCGGGUCAAGUUUACAAAGGAUCACACCGUGAGGCAGAAGGAGGACGUGUCUCCAGAGGCGGUCAGUGUGUCCAAUCAGCGAAUGCUCUUUUGCCCGGUUCACCGGCAGGAGCAGCUAAAGCUCUUCUGUGAGACCUGCGAUCGGCUGACGUGUCGGGACUGCCAGCUGCUGGAACACAAGGAGCACAGGUACCAGUUUCUAGAAGAAGCCUUUAACAACCAGAAGGUCAUCAUCGAUACACUGACCGCCAAACUGCAGGAGAAGAGGAACUAUAUCCAGUACACGGCCACUCAGAUCCAGAACAGGAUUAAUGAAGUAAAUGAAAACUGUAAGAAAGUUGAGCAGGACAUUAAAGUUGCCGUCUUCACCUUAAUGAUCGAGAUUAACAAGAAAGGGAAAGCCUUGUUGCAGCAGCUGGAGAGUGUAACCAAAGACCGUCAAGCAAAACUCCUCCAACAGCAACUUGAGAUCUCUGGACUCUCGAAACAAGUGGAGCACGUCAUGAACUUUGCCAAGUGGGCCAUCUCCAACAGAAGCAGCAUCGCACUGCUGUACAGUAAACGGCUGAUCACGUUUCAGCUGAGGUACAUUCUCCGCGCACGCUGUGAUGCCACCCCGGUGGCCACCAGCUCAGUCCGAUUUCACUGUGACCCCACCUUCUGGGCUAAGAACGUUCUCAACUUGGGUUCCCUUGUUUUGGACAAGAACCUACUUCCGUCCAGCAGUGUUCCCAAUGUGGUGACAGGGCCGGGCCUGCAGCCCCAGGACAACACGGGUAAGGUCCAAGGGCAGAUUAACCUGGCCCAGCUGCGCCUGCAGCACAUGCAGCAACAAGCCAUGGCUCAGCGGAUUCAGCAGCGCAUGCAACAGAUGCGGCCCAUCCUGCCGGGUGCCCAACAGCUCAGACCUCAAGGCCCAGCCCUGGCUCAGCAACAACCACCUCUGUCUCCUAGCAACCAGUCCCUUCAGCCACCUCGCCUCAUCAGCCUGCAGAACCUGCAGCGGGGCAAUCAAAGCGCAGCUCCCCCUCCAGUGCAGCUGAACCGAAUGCCGCUCAGUAACGCAACCAGGAUGGCCGGUCCCCAGCAGCAGAGCGGACCACAGCAGCAUGUGAGCACCAGCCCGCUGAUGAGACAGCAUCUUGGGAACUCAAGAACCCUCCCAGUAGCCAGCACUGCAAGCCCCUCUUACUCCUCCAUGGCCUUUGUGACUGCAACUGGUGGAUUUGCCUCCAAUAACCCGCUCAUGAUGGUCGAGCUGCUCCCAUCAGUUACCAGCCCCGAGCAUCUAUCCCGUCUUCCUGACAUUCCACAGAUACAGCUGGACGAUGCAGGGACAGUAUUGCUGGAAAGUUUGCUGGUCAGAGAAAAGAACGGCAACUGCUCACCGGCAAGGCCAUCAGCAACCAGCACAAACCCUUCUCCCGCUCCUUCGGCACCAUCGCCCGGACACAUGGUGAUGGUCACCAGUGUGCAUGGAUAUGGACACACUUCCAGCAGCUCCAAUACUGGCAGCAGAGGGAGCUGCACCACAUCGGGCAGGCUAUCGAGGCCUGAGCCACAGCAGAUGCCACCGGUCAUUCGCCUUGAAUCAAUCAAAGUGAAGCAGGAGCCGGCGUCGGAGGUGAACCUGUGCGAUUUCCCCAUCAUUGUGGUGAAGCAAGAGCCUGUAGAAGAGACCACGGAUCCCAGCCUGCUGGCGACCCAGCAGAACAGCGCAGCGACUUACCGCCCCCACAAGUUGGUGAUGGAGGGGCGGGUGGGCAUUCAGCAAGACGGCACCAUCAGAGGGGACCCUCCGGACAGCACAGCGCCUCCCUUGCCCAAUACCGCCGCCCCCAAUGAUAGGCAGUCCCAGGCCUCCGGCACCUCACACAAGCCGCUCCGGGCAGGAGGUGACAACAGUAAAGAGGACGAUCCAAAUGAAGACUGGUGUGCCGUCUGUCAGAACGGAGGCGACCUACUCUGCUGCGAGAAGUGCCCCAAAGUCUUUCAUCUUGUCUGCCACGUGCCCACUCUCCUCACUUUUCCAAGCGGCGAGUGGAUCUGUACGUUCUGCCGUGACCUGGUGAACCCCGGGGUGACGUACGACUGCGACGAGCAGUGGCAAGUGGGCGAGAAGCGGAAAGUAGCGGGGGCUCCGGAGAUGCCCCCAGUUGAUCAAAGGAAAUGCGAGAACCUGCUGCUUUCUUUGUACUGUGAUGAGAUGAGCGUUGCCUUCCAAGAACCAGUUCCUGCUUCUGUUGUUCCUGACUACUACAAGAUUAUAAAGAAGCCAAUGGACAUGUGCACUGUGAAAAAUAAACUGCAGAAGCAACACGCACAGCACUAUCAGAGAGCCGAGGACUUUGUGGCAGAUAUCAGGCUGAUUUUUAAGAACUGUGGGGAAUUCAAUGAGCCUGAGUCUGAAGUCGCCCACGCUGGAAGGACCUUGGCGCAAUACUUCGAGGUGAAGGUCGCGGCUCUAUUCCCGGGUAGGAUAUUCCCAGCGCCGCCGCCGCCCUCUAAGGCCGACUCCGAGCGCACGAUGGUUAACGUGGAUUCGGAGGAAGACGACGAAGAUGUCGUCCAGCCCCGGAGAAAGCGUUCCAAAGGAAGAGAGAGCCCCAUCUUCAUCAAGUGACGGCAAAGGGAUUCUCUCAUUGAAUAGACUUGCCGAGGACUGUAAUAUUUGUAUCAGGAAAAUGAUAUUUAAGAGAAACAAUGCUUGAAAUAUCUAGUUAGUCAAUGAACACUAUUCUGUAUUAGAAUUACAAACCAGCAGGUGGUAAAUUAAAUACAUUUCUGCUACCUCACA
Molecule: messenger RNA, 4115 nt
Organism: Leucoraja erinaceus (little skate)
Lineage: Eukaryota; Metazoa; Chordata; Chondrichthyes; Rajiformes; Rajidae
Product: transcription intermediary factor 1-alpha-like
Exons: 19
Coding region: 849-3941 (1030 amino acids)
Molecular function (GO): protein binding; zinc ion binding
Source: RefSeq, a predicted model, not a curated record